This is a messenger RNA of Clunio marinus, 513 nucleotides long. The record is from the annotation of a GenBank genome assembly. Lineage: Eukaryota; Metazoa; Arthropoda; Insecta; Diptera; Chironomidae.
AUGAAUAUUAAUGCCACUUUUCUACUUUUAGUUGAAUCGCUUUUAUCAAUUAAUUGGCUAUCAAAACUCAAAACAAAAUUAAAGAAGAAUAUCAUGGUGAGUGAUCUCAACAUCAAUCAAUUAUCAAAAUCCUCAAAAACUUUGUCGUUCAAAGAGAAAUUAAAUUUACUUGAUCUCUAUUGCCCCCAAUCUGAACCGUCUAAUUUCUCUAGCAUUUCGAAUCCCACAUUAAUAGAUUUGAUAAUUGUUAAAAAAUCGGUAUCGCUAAUAAGAUUUUCUCAAAUAAGUCCAGGAAGUUUCAGCACACAUGACAUUCUAUUUGGAACUUUCCCAUACUCAAUCUCAAAUGCUGAAAACUUUCCGGAAGCUUUUUUCUAUGAUUUUAAAUCUGUUAAAACAGAAAUCAUACAACAAGCGGCUGCACAGUUGAAUUUCGAUGGAAUUUAUGAUAUUGCCGAUGUCGAUGAUCAAAAAUUAUUAUUUCCACAUUUCCCGUAUCGAAAAAAAUAUUGA